UCUUUGACAGCCUAAGGCGUGUAUGCAGUAGUCAUAACAUUGGGACGUAAGAAUGUAAACUGCGAGUGACCAGUUCUUUCAAUACAAAUCCUACGGAGGUGUUUGAGUAUAUAACAGUGAAAUUCUUUGUUCUUGUUGGGAUAUCUUUCAAAUCAGCUUCUUAAUUAUCAGAGCGAAAGGGAGUUGAUGUGCAGAACAGGCUUUGAUUUCAUCUUAACGGCUAAGUGUCCACUAACGAGAUAACAGACACUUGGAUGGAGGAUGUCACCUCAUUCUUGGAUGCCGUUUGCACCCGAUUUUCCCCUGACGUCUAUUUGUUAUAACCUGCGCAAUUCCUUACAAUAGUUGUGCAACAUCAUUGAAAGGCUAACUUAAUUAAGACUUUGCCUGAAAAAUCGUCUGUGUUUAUUGUCAUAUAGAAUCAUCUCGAUUUUGCGCACAGUCAUAAUGAACUAUUCUGAUGUCUCGCCGUUUUCCGAUACGACAGUUAAUUUUUCUGUCCCUUUGUCCACUCGGAACGACACCACAACAGUAUCAGACAUGGGAGUUGUGAGAGGCAUCAGUGCCGUCCCAGAACUGUUAGCGUUCCAGAGCCGAUACCAGAUAAUUCAUGGCUACCUUGCCCCAAUCAUCUGUAUUUUUGGUGUGGUUGCAAAUAUUCUGAAUAUAGUAGUAUUGACGAGGAAAAAUAUGCAGACUUCUACGAAUGUUAUUUUAACAGGUUUGGCUAUAUCAGACGGUCUAACUAUGGCGGCCUACAUUCCAUACGCUUUGUUGCUGUAUGUGAUUCACGGAACUAGGAGCACCCCAAUCCGAGAUUCUUACAGGGUAGCUCAAUUCAGUAUCGGGUACGCAUUAGUUAGUGUUGUUGUUCACUCUAUAUCAAUAUGGCUGACGGUUACUUUAGCUUUGUUUCGGUAUAUUUUCAUCCGUUUUCCUCGCCUUGGUGCGCAGUACUGUAACAUACACAAGGCCAAAAUCGCCGUCGUGGCAGUGGUUAUAGUAGUCUCACUAGUAUGUGUUCCGUACUCUGUAAAUUUUACAAUAGGAGUACACAAUUUUACGGAUCCUAAUGGACUGAUACCAAACGGGACAGUCUACUUCAUACAAAUGAAACAAAACAGUGACUUUGAAAAGAUAUUGUACAAUAUAAAUUUCUGGAUACAAGCGAUCCUUAUAAAACUCCUACCAAGUUUCUUAUUGACCAUUUUUAGUAUUCUUUUAGUGAAUACCAUGAGAAAUGCUGAAAAGCGAAGGAAGAAACUGUUAAAUAAUGUCCCCAUGUCGGAUGAGAAUGGGGCUACUAGUACUAGCAGCACGACGACUGCAUCGAGGAAGCAGAAAAAAAGUCGCAGUAACCGGACAACCAAGAUGCUUUUGGCCGUGGUUAUUCUAUUUUUAUUUACAGAAACACCUCAAGGAGUUCUGAGCGUCAUGGGUGGUCUAGAUGAUAGUUUUUUUACGCAUAUUUAUAUCCCUUUAGGGGAUUUACUGGAUAUAAUAACAUUGAUAAACAAUGGAAUCAAUUUCGUUUUGUACUGCACCAUGAGCAAACAGUUUAGAGACACGUUCUUGAAAUUAUUUCUUAAAAACGUUCUUCAUCAGGAAUACCGGCGGACCAAAAACACUUACACAGCGGCCCAAGCUACGCAAGCGACCAAAGACUCCGAUGUGUAAUUUUUUUUUUAGUAAAUGCGGAACUCUAACUACGAUUAUUUGAAUAUUUUAGUCAUUAAUUGCGGUGAGUUUUUUGGUUCAUAUAUGGUGUACAGACUUUACCCUAAGCAUAUGUUUACAUGUAUUCCUUAUUAUAAGCUUUAUCUGUAUUAGAAAUAUUGAAUGCUCAAGCUCUUACAUACAUGUAUGUAUUCGUUAUUCAUUUUUAUAUCCACUAUCUUCAUAUUAAUAAUGGAAAAGCUAAA
Saccostrea echinata is the source of this 1922-nucleotide messenger RNA. Its product is annotated as G-protein coupled receptor dmsr-1-like. Gene Ontology annotation, cellular component: membrane. The transcript is spliced from 4 exons. NCBI's taxonomy places the organism in Eukaryota, Metazoa, Mollusca, Bivalvia, Ostreida, Ostreidae. Bases 448 to 1677 code for a protein of 409 amino acids. Gene Ontology annotation, molecular function: G protein-coupled peptide receptor activity. Gene Ontology annotation, biological process: G protein-coupled receptor signaling pathway. The record is from RefSeq and is a predicted model, not a curated record.